Closterium sp. Naga37s-1 is the source of this 2037-nucleotide messenger RNA. Lineage: Eukaryota; Viridiplantae; Streptophyta; Zygnematophyceae; Desmidiales; Closteriaceae. The record is from the annotation of a GenBank genome assembly.
AUGGCGGACGGAGGCUGGGGCGUUCGACGCCGACUGGCCAUCUGGGAGAGCCGAGCGGACUCGUUCCGCGAUAAAUCAAGCGCGGAUGCUGUACGAACCUCCACAUCAGGUUCGGGAACUCCCGAAGCUCCCAGCGGCGCGCCUGCGCAGUACGGCGCGUCGACAGCCGUUGGAUCAACGGCGACGGCGAACGGAGGGCGGAGAUGGGAACAGUGGGAUCGGACGUACGACAACGUGCAUUUUUCCACUCCGCGGGAUGGCCAGUUCGGUGGUCCCGGCGCGUCGUCUAGCUAUGUGCCUGAAGACCCUCGCUACACGCCUACUGCCAACCCGCCUGGUUACCCCGUGGACUGGAAGCCCAAGGAGGUGUUCUUCAAGUUCCGCCAGCGCUUCAUGCAGUACAAGCUCGGGGCGAAUGUUGAACUCAGGCGCAAGCUGGAUCCCCCCCAGCUUUCUACCGCCUCGCUUUCCCCCAAGGCCCCUGCUGCGCCCAAGCACAACCCGCUGUCGUUGUGGGGCUUUCAGGUGAGCAUCAAAGUGAGGCGCACUCAGGUGGGGUAUGAGCCCGUGCUUGUACGCUUCCUGCAGUACAAGCUUGGGGCGAACGUUGAGCUCAGGCGCAAGCUCGACCCCCCACAGCUGUCGACAUUCUCUCCCUCGCCCAAGUCAACUCCUGCGCCCAAGCACAGUGCACUGUCCGUGUGGGGCUUCCAGGUGAGCAUACGAGGGCAGGGGUCGGGGGAAGGGAAGUGGGUCUGGAUAGCGGAAGGGGAAGGGAGCGCAAGGUGUUUAAAGUCCAACAUCACCGACCACAAGUGGAAGGUCAACUUUGUGUCUGCUCCACCCCCUCCUGCCCUCCACCCACUCCUGCCCUCUACCCACUCCUGCCCUCUACCCACUCCUGCCCUCCACCCACUCCUGCCCUCUACCCACUCCUGCCCUCUACCCACUCCUGCCCUCUACCCACUCCUGCCCUCUACCCACUCCUGCCCUCUACCCACUCCUGCCCUCCACCCACUCCUGCCCUCUACCCACUCCUGCCCUCUACCCACUCCUGCCCUCUACCCACUCCUGCCCUCUACCCACUCCUGCCCUCUACCCACUCCUGCCCUCUACCCACUCCUGCCCUCUACCCACUCCUGCCCUCUACCCACUCCUGCCCUCUACCCACUCCUGCCCUCUACCCACUCCUGCCCUCUACCCACUCCUGCCCUCUACCCACUCCUGCCCUCUACCCACUCCUGCCCUCUACCCACUCCUGCCCUCUACCCACUCCUGCCCUCUACCCACUCCUGCCCUCUACCCACUCCUGCCCUCUACCCACUCCUGCCCUCUACCCACUCCUGCCCUCUACCCACUCCUGCCCUCUACCCACUCCUGCCCUCUACCCACUCCUGCCCUCUACCCACUCCUGCCCUCUACCCACUCCUGCCCUCUACCCACUCCUGCCCUCUACCCACUCCUGCCCUCUACCCACUCCUGCCCUCUACCCACUCCUGCCCUCUACCCACUCCUGCCCUCUACCCACUCCUGCCCUCUACCCACUCCUGCCCUCUACCCACUCCUGCUCCCCACCCCCCCCUGCCUUCUACCCCUUUCCGCUCUCCACCCGCUUUCUCUCAGCAGGUCAACAGCGCCAAUCUGAAGCUGGUGUUAAAGCCCAACAUCACGGAUCGGAAGUGGAAGGUGAUCUUUGAGCCUCAGCGGGGGGACAUCCGCUUCCUCACCCGCAAAAUCCCCAUCAUGGGGCUGCUCAACCUGCAGGUGGGCAUAGGGCACGACUUUAAGCACAAUGCGACGGGGUGGAAGUGGAAACUCACCUCCGCGCUGAAUGGGAACACGCCCUCAGAGAUUCGUUAUAAGCACAACCUGCCCGUGUGCCCGGGUGUGGAUGUGCGCGUGGGGUGGAAUGCGGAAUACGUAUUGCCAGACAUGCAUGGAGCCUUGGGAACAGGGGAGCCCAUUCUGGGGCUGAAUGUGGGGCGGCUGUAUGCGUCUGUGGAGCGACUAGAAGCCAUCUUCACCUCCAUUGACUGA